AUGCUCGGCUGCUGCCCCACGGAGUUCCAGGCCUCUUAUCACCAGGGCUUAUCUCUCCAACAGGUCUGACAGCAGCUGCCAUGGCAGAGGCUAUGAAGCUACAGAAAAUGAAACUUAUGGCCAUGAACAGCCUUCAUGGAAGUGGGAGUCAGAACGGAACAGAGUCAGAAAAUGAAGAGCUCAAUUCUAAUGCAGGUGGGAGUGAAUCCUCCUGGGACAAAGAGAAGCUGCAGUCCCCCAUCACGACGGGAUCCCAGCACAGCCUUGCUCACCCCACGCUGCCGGGGCAGUCGAGCCUUGGGAGCGCGCACCCGCUCAGCCCUCUGCAGCAGAACCACCUGCUCACCAACAGGAUAGACCUGCCCUUCAUGAUGAUGCCACACCCCCUGCUCCCCGUCAGCCUCCCCCCAGCCUCGGUGGCCAUGGCCAUGAACCAGAUGAACCAUCUCAACACCAUCGCCAACAUGGCAGCGGCGGCGCAGAUGCACAGCCCCCUGUCCAGGGCAGGGGCCUCUGUCAUCAAGGAGAGGAUCCAGGACAGCCCGUCGCCGGCGCCGUCGCUGGAGGAGAGCCAGCGCCCCGGCAGCCACGCGUCCUCCCGGCCCAGCAGCAGCGUGUCCAGCUCCCCGUCCCAGCUGGACACCACCCCCGACAGGAUCGCCAUGCUGACCAACAGCAGGGAAGGAGAACUCAUUGACCAAGAAACUGGGACCAGCUUAAAAAAAAUACAAAAGGAGAAAGAAGAGGUGCAAAUUGCCAUUCCAAUAAUGAAACCAACCUUGGAUAAAGUCCAACUGGCUGGACAGGCCUUGCCUCCUGGAUUUCCGGCGCCAUUUCUUUUUGCUGAUGGUCUUUCAUCAGUAGAAACACUAUUAACCAACAUUCAGGGCCUGCUGAAAGUGGCUGUGGACAAUGCAAGAGUCCAGGAAAAGCAGAUACAGCAGGAAAAGAAAGAGUUAAAGAUGGAGCUUUGUAGAGAGCGAGAGCUACGAGAGAGCUUGGAAAGGCAACUCACAGCUGAGCUGCAAAGCAGAGCCACAAUUCAAAAACGCUUGAAGAAAGAGAAGAAGGCAAAGAGAAAAUUGCAGGAAGCUUUGGAAUUUGAAUCCAAGAGAAGAGAACAAGUGGAACAGGCUCUUAAACAGGCCACAUCAGGUGACGGUCUCAGGAUGUUAAAUGAUGCUGGAAUCCCAGAUAUGGAAAUAGAACACAAUGGAACCCAACACGACAGUGCAGCCAUGCAAGAAAACAGAACAUACAUCAAACCAACCAUUAUGUACUGAAGGAACCACCUCUUGCUGAAAAAUGUAUAAUGACCACUAUUUGAAGACUAUAUAGUUCCUGAGAAAUGUCCCUUCCAACCUUUGAUGCCUUCAGUACUGUGUGAGGAACAGGAUUUGUAGCAUGAAACUUGAAGGACAAUUUCAAGCAAUUUACUGUUGCUGCAUUGGAAACUGCCGUGUUAAGAAAUACUGAGACUUUUUACAAGCUUACCAUACCAAACCAAGCCUGUCACAACAGAUCAUUUUUAGGUCCCUGGAGAUAGAAAGGAGUUUUAGUAUUUUUAAGCACAUACAUUAAUUAUUUCCCCUCCCCACCCUGCCCUAAAAAAGAACUUUUUUUUUGUUUUUUUCUUUUCCUUAGGAGGUGGCUAUUACUGAAUAGCAAUGGCACAAUGAUUUUAAGCCACAAUGGUCCUCACUGGCUGUACAUCAUACAAGUCCAGUUUAUCACUGAAACUGUUCAACAUGGAGCUGUUUCGAUUGUGUUUAUAAAUUAAGCUUUGUUUACUGAAGCAGAUACUCGAUAUAUAUUACGUUUUAAAAAGAAAUGUGUGUACAUUUUUUAAAAGAACGAUGUAAAAAUUGUCCUUUCAUUAGAUGACCGAUUCAAAAGUGUGAGCUAAACCCCAAUAGCUGAUGUAAUAUGAGGAUUAUAAUUGAUGCUUUUUUUUUUUAAUGCUCAGUUCAGCUUGGCUUUUGGUCUUUUAAGAUGGAAAAAUGAAUAUGCAGUAGAGUGUUAGAUAAUGGAAACUUUUAAGUAUGGUUUCUCUGUUGUACCAUAUUAAGUUAAAGUACACAUUCUUUGUUAAAAAUGUUCUUGCUAAAAAUACAGUAUUAAAAAGUUUUUUGUUU
This is a messenger RNA of Ficedula albicollis (Collared flycatcher), 2135 nucleotides long. It is a transcript of the gene DACH2, whose product is annotated as dachshund family transcription factor 2. The record is from RefSeq and is a predicted model, not a curated record. NCBI's taxonomy places the organism in Eukaryota, Metazoa, Chordata, Aves, Passeriformes, Muscicapidae. Bases 81 to 1283 code for a protein of 400 amino acids. The transcript is spliced from 11 exons.